GAAUUUCAAUGAAACUUCGCCGUUCUACACUACUGCAUAAAAUGGGAACACAAAAAAUAUACCCUUUCCUGAAUUUCUCUUAUAUAUAUAUACACAUACACACACACAGAGCUCUGGAAGAAGCAGAGAGAAAAGGGAGAGAAAGGCCAGCGGCUGCCGGAGAUGAGCAAUGGAAUAGUAGAGUUGGCUCUCAGCAGCCUAGGCAAAGGCUUUGAUUUAACAUCUGAUUUUCGUCUCAAGUACUGCAAAGGCAAAGAGAGAUUAGUUGUGCUGAAUGAAGCAGAAAAAAGAGAGCUUUUGAUUCCUAGUUUUGGAGCUGUUAAAGAUGUAUCCAUUGAUAUCAAGUGUGAUAAAGGUGAUCGAGUUCGAUAUCAAUCUGAUAUCUUAGAGUUUCAACAGAUGUCUGAGCUUUUCAACCAGAAAUCUUCGGUGCCUGGAAAAAUUCCGUCGGGGAUGUUUAAUGCCAUGUUUGGAUUUGAAGGAGGAAGCUGGGCAGCUGAUGCAGCUACCACUAAGUUUUUGGGACUCGAUGGUUACUUCAUUGUUCUAUUUGAUGUUCAUAUUGAUCGCUAUCCGUUAAGCCUCUCCGACGAUUUCCUUAAUGCUGUUCCUUCCUUUUGGGAUCCCUGCGCGCUUGCCGGAUUCAUUGAAAAAUAUGGAACUCAUAUCAUUGUGGGGCUAAGCAUUGGAGGCCAAGACGUUGUCCUAGUCAGGCAAGAUAGGUCUUCCAACUUGGGUCCAUCUGAACUCAAGCAACACUUAGAUGACCUUGGCGACCAAUUAUUUACAGGGACGUGCAAUUUCUCACCUAAAUCUAGAAGCAAGAAGAACAAGACACCACGGGCAUUCAAUGUCUUUGAUCCACAACCUGUUAACUUCAAUAGCUUCUCAUCCAUGACUGCAAAAGAUGGAAUCACAGUGAUUUGUGCAAAGAGGGGUGGAGAUUUAUCAGCAACUACUCACUGCGAGUGGCUUCUGACAGUUCCAAACAACCCAGAUGCUAUUCAUUACAAUUUCAUACCUAUAACUUCUCUCCUUAAAGGUGUUCCUGGCAAUGGUUUCUUAUCACACGCCAUCAAUCUUUAUCUUCGAUAUAAGCCUCCUAUAUCUGAUUUACAAUACUUUCUCGAUUUUCAAUCUCACAAGAUCUGGGCUCCUAUUCACAACGACCUCCCGCUGGGUCCUACUACAAAUAUGGCUAGUCAAUCACCAGCUCUUCACUUCAACUUCAUGGGUCCUAAAUUAUAUGUAAACACUACUCAGGUUAUGGUAGGAAAAAUGCCUGUAACUGGAAUGAGGUUCUACCUUGAAGGCAUGAAAGGCAACAGGUUGGCGAUACACCUCCAACAUCUAUCGAACACUCCAACAAUGCUUGAAAACAAGAUAGAUGAGACUCAGUUCUGGAGAGGAUCAGAAGAAAGUAAUGAUGAUGGAUUCAUUGAAGCUGUUUCAAGGAAAAUGUUCUCUCAUAUAUGCACAGCACCUGUAAAAUACAACCCAACAUGGACUAGUAGAGAAGAAGAUUCAGCCUACAUUGUUACAGGAGCUCAACUUCACGUAAAGAAGCACGACUCAAAGAAUGUUCUCCAUCUUCGAUUGCUCUAUUCCAAGGUUUCAGAUUUUAUCGUAGCACAAUCACGCUGGGUUCAAGCUUCCUCUGAAUAUUCACAAAAGUCUUCAGGCUUACUCUCCGCCCUGAGCACAUCGAUUUCAGGAAAUCCUGCGAAAGAGAAACCACAGGCAGUGGUGGUGGAUUCAAGUGUGUUUCCAUCUGGACCUCCAGUGUCGGUGCAGACUCAGAAACUUUUGAAGUUUGUGGACGUGUCACAGCUGUGCAGAGGGCCACAGGAUUGCCCUGGACAUUGGUUAGUAACUGGGGCUAAGCUGGACUUGGACAGAGGGAAAAUUUGCCUUCAGGUUAAGUUCUCCUUGUUAAAUAUCUGUUCUUGAAACAGAAUUUAUUAGUUUAGUACCCUGAUUUUUUUUAUUUUAUAAUAUAGAUAAUAUACAUAUAUAGGAUCAUUCUCAAUGCCAUACCCAUACAAUUCUGUACAAAGGCUGGUGGCUUUGAGAUCAGUUUUGCAAAUUAUUUUGCUUUUAUAAAAAAUUAAUUUAUAUCAGCAUGUAGAAUAAUACAUGCUUAUCCUAAA
Messenger RNA from Manihot esculenta (cassava), 2150 nucleotides. Its product is annotated as MACPF domain-containing protein At1g14780. Bases 163 to 1950 code for a protein of 595 amino acids. Lineage: Eukaryota; Viridiplantae; Streptophyta; Magnoliopsida; Malpighiales; Euphorbiaceae. Gene Ontology annotation, cellular component: plasma membrane. The record is from RefSeq and is a predicted model, not a curated record. The transcript has 8 exons. Gene Ontology annotation, biological process: regulation of salicylic acid mediated signaling pathway; plant-type hypersensitive response.